AUGGGCGUGACGGGCUUCUCCGCCCUCCUCAAACACGCCGCGGUGCCGACACCGCUCACGCAGUUUGCCGGCAAGAGGCUCGCGGUGGACGGCAAUGUGUGGCUGCACCGCGGCACCUACUCGUGCGCGCUGCAGCUCGUCUCGGGCGAGGCAACCUCGGGCCACAUCCGGUACUGCCGCAAGCUCGCCGAGCUGCUCGUGUCGGCAAACUGCCGCGUCCUCGUCGUGUUCGACGGCCGCCCGCUUCCGGGCGGGAGGAGAGGAGGACGGGCGGAUGCGCCGACGGUCGCUCGUGGAUGGAUGCACCAGGCGCACGCGCUGCCGCGAGUGCUGUUCAAGCUCGACCGAGUCAACGGGCUCGCAAUGCUCGUCGAGCGGACCAAUUAA
Messenger RNA from Emiliania huxleyi CCMP1516, 387 nucleotides. RefSeq lists its product as hypothetical. Lineage: Eukaryota; Haptophyta; Isochrysidales; Noelaerhabdaceae. The coding region runs from base 1 to 387 and encodes 128 amino acids. Gene Ontology annotation, molecular function: nuclease activity. The record is from RefSeq and is a predicted model, not a curated record. The transcript is spliced from 2 exons.